AUCCCUUUCAACUCCGCACGGAAACAAUGACCAUGAUUACCUUGUGGUGUGCUGUUGCCGGGCUGGUAGCGGUUGGCCAUGCCUCGCCCGGGAAGCGCGCGUCCGACGCCUCCGCGUAUGCUUCCAAUUCAGCAGGCAAUUACAAGCUCACGUCGAUUGCUGCUCCAGUCCAGGGCAGUGGGAGCCCCGGCUCCGAGUCCACCUGGAAGCUAUCCAUUGAUGAUACAUCGUCUGGCCACAAGCAAUCGAUCACGGGCUUUGGGGCAGCGGUCACCGAUGCGACGGUCACCUCGUUCAACACGUUGUCGAGCUCGACCCUCCAGCAGCUCCUGAAUGAGCUGAUGACCUCCGAUGGUGCGAAUUUCGCGCUGAUGCGCCAUUCCAUCGGCGCGUCCGAUUUGUCUGGUGACCCCGCAUACACUUACGAUGACAAUGGAGGGAGUGUCGACACAUCACUGUCCAGUUUCAAUUUGGGCGAUCGCGGAACUGCCAUGGCCAAAAUGCUGGCCACGAUGAAAUCGCUGCAGUCAAGCCUGAAGGUGCUAGGCACCCCGUGGAGUGCUCCGGGCUGGAUGAAGUUGAAUGGUGAAAUUGAUGGCAGCACGACGAACAAUAAUCUGAACGAUGGCUACCUCACCAGUGGUGGUACGGGAAGCACAGGCUACUCCAGUGAAUUUGCUCAGUACUUUGUGAAGUACAUUGAGGCGUACGAAGACCUGGGGGCUACGAUUGAUGCCAUCACCAUUCAGAAUGAGCCCCUGAAUAGCCAGGCUGGGUAUCCUACCAUGUACGUCUACGACUACGAGUCUGCGCAGUUGAUCCAAAACUACGUUGGGCCAGCUCUCGCCGACGCAGGCUUGGAUACCGAGAUUUGGGCGUACGAUCACAAUACCGAUGUGACAUCUUACCCCCAGACUGUGCUCAACGAAGCGAGUCAGUAUGUUGACACUGUCGCCUGGCACUGCUACGCCACGGAUGUCGACUGGACGGUUCUUAGCCAGUUCUACAGCUCGAACCCCGGGGUCAAGCAAUACAUGACUGAGUGCUGGACCCCAGCCUCCGGGACAUGGCAUCAGGCUGCUGAUUUCACUAUUGGCCCCCUGCAGAACUAUGCUUCGGGCGUUAUUGCCUGGACACUCGGCACCAACACUAACGAUGGACCCCACUUGACGACGGGUGGAUGCGAUACCUGCCAGGGCUUGGUCACCAUCAACGACGAUGACAGCUACACGCUCAAUACCGCUUACUAUAUGAUGGCGCAGUUCAGCAAGUUCAUGCCUCCUGGUGCGACCGUACUGAGCGGCAGCGGUAGCUAUACCUAUUCGAGUGGUGAAGGGCUCCAGUCGGUGGCUUCUUUGAACCCGGAUGGAACGCGCACGGUUGUCAUUGAAAAUAUGUUCAGCAAUGACAUCUAUGUGUCUCUUUCCACUGAGAGCGGGGAGGAAUGGAGUGGAAACAUUCCCAGUGAAUCUGUGACCACCUGGGUCCUCCCGGCUUCAUCUUGAUUGGGUGCACAGUGUGUUUCUGAGAUAAGAACACGGCAACAUCCUUGUACAGUGAUAAUG
Aspergillus ibericus CBS 121593 is the source of this 1565-nucleotide messenger RNA. Its product is annotated as glycoside hydrolase family 30 protein. Bases 27 to 1505 code for a protein of 492 amino acids. The transcript is spliced from 2 exons. The record is from RefSeq and is a predicted model, not a curated record. Gene Ontology annotation, molecular function: glucosylceramidase activity. Gene Ontology annotation, biological process: glucosylceramide catabolic process. NCBI's taxonomy places the organism in Eukaryota, Fungi, Ascomycota, Eurotiomycetes, Eurotiales, Aspergillaceae.